Molecule: messenger RNA, 772 nt
Organism: Venturia canescens
Lineage: Eukaryota; Metazoa; Arthropoda; Insecta; Hymenoptera; Ichneumonidae
Gene: mRpL50
Product: mitochondrial ribosomal protein L50
Exons: 5
Coding region: 69-689 (206 amino acids)
Cellular component (GO): mitochondrion; mitochondrial large ribosomal subunit
Source: RefSeq, a predicted model, not a curated record
GGAACGUUGCACUAGCGCUACCAAGCGGCCCCACUUGAUAAACUCGCCGCUCCAACAGUAUCGACAAGAUGGCGGCCCUCAUCAGGCAUGGCUCGAAACUCCAAUGUCUUUGGUCGAGUGGAGCAUCUCUCUUGAUACCAAAAAAUGUGACGGAGUUUGGGGUACGAACGUUAAAACUUAAAACUCGACGAAGAAACGUUCUCGUGAGAAAAUUCGAAUGGGAUGGAAAAUCUCUUGCUGCACGAGGCUUCUUACGCCCCAUUAAAUCCUACGAGCCGGCCGCCGACGCUUCCGAUAAAUUAAACAGGAUUUGUGAAGAACACAAAUUAUCUACGGAUGAUUCAACCAAAAUCGAUGAUCCUCUUCAACGUUUUCAAGUUUUCGUUGCCGCUGAAAAAGAGUUUAAUUAUUCUCUGCCAAAUUCCGUGCUUCACGAGAUCGAAACCGUUGGUGAUUUGAGGAAUUUUUACAUCACACCGAUCAAUGCACAAGUACCUUUGGAUAACAUGAAAAAUGAAAAUUUACCAAAGAACCUUCACAUCUUGUACGAUUAUCACAGAUUCCAUCCUGACGACGACACGAAAUUUGGUGGAAAAACGGCAUUCCCGAAGAGUUCGACUAUCGUGACAGGUCUGAAAUACAGGAAAAAAUACAAAGGCCACACACAGCUGCAAUCUUUUUAUCACUGAACGAAGACAGGUUCAGUUAUUCCAACUGAUAAUAUUUGGCACCUGAAAAACCAAAAAUUGGGUUAAUAAAGAGGUCGAGGAAA